AUGUUGGCUGUGACAGAAAAAAGCCUCCAUAUGGAUCCUUCUGCUGUUGAUUUGCUGGUGGCCAGUGUCCAGGCCUGGGACCUGACUGGUGACUGUGUUCCUUGUGAGUUGCUGCUCAUCAGAGAGACUGCCUUCCCAGUGCUGGUGAACCCUCAGGGGCAGGUCCUGAUCACUGCCUCGCAGUAUGGGAAGGGCUGGAUAGUGCUGGUAGCUCACAAGGGAUACCUGGGGAAGCCCAAGAUGGCUCAGUUCCUUCAGAAUGCUGUCAGCUGGCUCAGUGUCUUCCCCCCAAGCAGUUUGGGGUUCCACAACAACUUGAGCGCUCUCAUGGAUAUUCUCCGUAGGUCUGGCACUAGAAUUCAGCCCUGCUCUGCAGUCACUUCUUCGCUCGGCGUUUAUUGUACAGGUACCUAUGAUGAUACACAGAUGAGGGACCUGAUCCAGUUUGUAAAGAAAGGUGGGAGGUUGCUCACUGGGGGUCAGGCUUGGCAUUGGGCCUAUGAGCACAGCCCAGAGAGAGCGCUGUUUGAUUUCCCUGGGAGUGUCACCCGUGCGGCUGGCAUGUACUUCACAGCCAGAUAUGCUGGGACAGGGAUCUUUAACGUCUCAGGAAUAGUGCCAGUGAUUCCUCUGAUCGCUCCAUGAGUAUCCGAACCAUUCUACACAUGUUUAAAGGUAUCGCUAAAAGUACUGUAAAAUAUUAUGUAGCCUCUCCAUAAUGAAGGUGUCAGUCUGCUUCCAUUAUAAAGCUCUUUGUUAACAUCCUUAUAACUUCAAGAUGGAAAAUCUGUUUGGCCUGAAAAAUACUGUACAGUCUCUGAAGGCAAUAAAUAAAAAUUU
Molecule: messenger RNA, 840 nt
Organism: Dermochelys coriacea (leatherback sea turtle)
Lineage: Eukaryota; Metazoa; Chordata; Testudines; Dermochelyidae
Product: TRPM8 channel-associated factor 2-like
Source: RefSeq, a predicted model, not a curated record